AGGGUGGAGUUGAACUCCCCUCUUUCUCGGUCACGAUUUUUGGCACACGUCAGGAUAUACCCUAGAUCAAUUCCAACGUCCUUACCCACGCGGAGUUGCCUUUCCCCCAACCAGACCCGUGCGACUCCUCUAGGAUCCUCGGCCGCUCAGUUCGCGACGGCUCCGUCGCUCUCCUCCCCCUGUCGCUAGUCCCGACCGACCCGACGAGCUCCGCCUCCACCGCCGGCUCCGACCUCGUCGUUCGGCCAAGGUCCUCACCGCCCCGCCCACCCCUGACGUCGUUUACGGACGACCUUCUCGUUGCCCCUGCCUACGUCGUCGCCGUCAGCACAGGACCCCUCUGAGCCCGUCAUCCUCGCCGUCUCCGACCUCCAAAUUUGCGAGAAUAUGCCUAAGAUAAAGACAAGCCGUGUUAAAUAUCCUGAAGGAUGGGAGCUUAUUGAGCCAACACUUCGUGAUUUGGAAGCAAAAAUGAGGGAAGCUGAAAAUGACCCACAUGAUGGGAAGAGGAAGUGUGAAGCUCUAUGGCCAAUCUUCCACAUUUCUCAUCAAAAGAGUCGCUACAUAUACGAUCUUUACUAUCGAAGGAAGGAAAUUUCGAAAGAGUUAUACGAGUUUUGCUUGGACCAAGGUUAUGCAGACCGCAAUCUGAUUGCGAAGUGGAAAAAGCCAGGUUAUGAGCGCCUUUGCUGCCUCCGCUGCAUACAAACACGAGACCACAACUUCGCAACCACUUGUGUCUGCAGGGUCCCCAAGCACCUAAGGGAAGAAAAAGUGAUAGAAUGUGUCCACUGUGGAUGUAAGGGAUGUGCCAGCGGUGAUUAAAACUUCUAUCUCGUGGUUGAAAAAUAAUAUGAAGCAGAUCGCACGAGAUAUUAUGUUUGAACUCCUAUGAAAACGAGCACCGUUUAAUCAGGUGACUUCAACUUGUGCAAUGUAUUGGUGUGGGGUGUGUGCCAGCGGUGAUCAAAGUUUCCAUCUCGUGGUCGAAAAAUGAUCUCAAACGAAUGUCUUGAGAUGUCUUGUUGUAUUUGAUCUCUGUUGAAGACAAGCACCUAUAAUAAGGUGAUUUCAGCAUCUUCAAUGUGCUGUAAAUUUCUUAGGUCCUGCUGUAUGAUGCAUUUUUCUGGCAUGGAGGAUCACAGUUUGUCUCGCUACUAAACACUACCCGGAUAAUGCAUAUCGGAUUGCUACCUUGCUAUUACUGGUA
Molecule: messenger RNA, 1210 nt
Organism: Phragmites australis (common reed)
Lineage: Eukaryota; Viridiplantae; Streptophyta; Magnoliopsida; Poales; Poaceae
Product: protein BUD31 homolog 2
Exons: 4
Coding region: 388-825 (145 amino acids)
Biological process (GO): mRNA splicing, via spliceosome
Cellular component (GO): spliceosomal complex; nucleus
Source: RefSeq, a predicted model, not a curated record